Messenger RNA from Dinoponera quadriceps, 1277 nucleotides. Its product is annotated as zinc finger protein 681-like. The coding region runs from base 142 to 1230 and encodes 362 amino acids. Lineage: Eukaryota; Metazoa; Arthropoda; Insecta; Hymenoptera; Formicidae. The transcript has 5 exons. The record is from RefSeq and is a predicted model, not a curated record.
GUUGGUGAGGUUAUCUUUAGAGAUUCUUCUGUUGAUUGUUCAUCGCUGUCACUCCGGCCCAAAUUUUCGACCUUGUGCUGACCAAAGACAAGCUUACAACCUAAGGAUCGUCAUCACUCGAGUCAGUGAAUUAAUGUUAAAAUGGGUUGUACAUCUGAUCAAGACAGUGAUAAUAUUUCAACCGGUUUUCAACAUGGACACGAUGAUGUUAAAACUUUAAUUACCUCCCCCCGAAAAAAGGUACAUAAGUGCACUGAAUCAGGCUGCCAUGCUAUAUUUUCAACAGCUUCGAAAUUACGGAGGCAUAAGAGACACCAUACUGGUGAGAGACCAUAUAUUUGUACUCAUCCAAAAUGUACGAAGUCAUAUAUGUCUUCCUCUCACUUAAAGAGGCACUUGAAAACACAUGAUAUUACCAAAACGGUAUAUCAAUGUCAGCACUGCCCAAUGAAAAUUAGUAAUCAAGACAAUCUGAAACGUCAUUACAGACGACGUCAUAGCGUGGACAGCAAAUCCAAAAUUUCUUGCGGAGAAUGUGGCAUGACUUUUAAUAAAAAAUUUCAUCUAACUCAACAUCAAGCUGAACAUUUUGGAACUACAAGUUACAAAUGUGAUAAAUGUGACAAAAGUUUCUCAACUAAUACUAAACUGUCACGGCACGAAAAGUCACAUGACAGAAGUUAUCCUUGCCCAGUUUCUGGAUGUUCAGAAGUAUUUCAAAAAUUUUCCCAUCUGCGUACACAUAAGAAAAUGAAACAUGUAACAGAAUAUCAUUGUGACAAGUGCAACAAGAUUUUCUUUUUAAAAAGUAAAUUAAGAUCUCAUUUAAAAAUACACUCUGAAAACAGAAUGGUUAUACCAUGUCCAUAUGAGAACUGUGAUAGAGCUUAUUUACAGAAAUGUAACUUGGACUAUCAUAUAAAAUCUUGGCAUCUCGGACAGAAAUAUUACUGUGAUAUAUGUUCCGCAGGACUUAAAAGUAAGUCAAAAUUAGUACUGCAUAUUAAGCGGCAUUAUGAACCUAAGGAAAGAAAGAAAAACAAAGAACGAAAGAAAAGGAAAGAUAGCGGAAUACCAAAGAAAAGUGUGAUAAGUAAAUUGAUAGGAUGCAACUUUCCUCAUCAAUUGGAAAAAUUAUUGCUGGCACGAGAAACAACGAUACAAAUCUCAGAAUCAACCGAUAAUUUAUCAAACAAUGAACAAGUUGAAUCUACAGAAUGUGCGUCAUGAUUAAAUUGAUAAUAAAAUAUUUGUCAUACUCUAAUGUACGUGCUAAG